AUGUCGCCCUCCAAGAAGCGGAAGCCACGCAACUCCACCAUUGACUCGGUGAAUUUCUUCAAUGAGAUCAGUGGCUCGAGCGCGCCUUCGAGGCGCAAUACCACACACAGCGCGUCUACUCCGCCCCGAGACGCGAGACGAGACGUCUUCGAUAUCCCCGUGACACCUCCGAAAAGGCGCAGAGCGAUACCACCUCAAAGUGAACCUCCCCUAACGAGACAACUGCGAAGUCGCAACAUUGAUAUUUCACCACCGAAGGCCGCAUCUAUACCUGAAGACCAGACUCCCGCGUCGUCACCUCCGGAGGUCGAGGAAGCAGAUGAGGACCCGGAACCCCGCGACGAAGCCAAUGAAGAAGAGCACCUCGGACUAGACCACGAUUCACAUCCAGAAGAGGAAAAUGAGGAAGAAGAGACACGUCAGGAGGAAAACGAACAUGAGGAGGAAGAUCUCGAGGAGGACCCUCUACCGAACCGUGUGAAUCUCUGGCCAGAGGAUUCAGAUAAUGUCCCCGAUGACUCCAGCGAUGGGGCCUCUGUCAUACUCGACGAUCAACCAACAUCAUAUCAAAAAGAACCCAAAUUUGACAACAUUGAAGUCGUGGUCGAUAAUCGGAGUAGUGUUGACCAACCAAAUGGACACGACCAUGAUCCCAGCUACGUCGAAUCGUCUGUGCUUGAAAGUGAAGAAAGUGAGCAGGAUGAUGAUUAUUUCCCAUGGGAAGAUUCCGAAGGCGAGCGACAAAGGGCCCAGCAGCUUCAAGCGAUUGAUCCCGAGCCCACCAUUGCUGUGGAACCUGUGGAUGACACUCGCGAUGAGCAGCCCUCUAAUGGCCCACCAAUCAACGAAUCGCCACAUAAAGAGCGCUCUCAGAAGAAUGAACUGCAAGAUCUAAGCCGGUGGCUUGCGCAGGAGAUAGAGUCAUCUCCCCAGGGUGCACUAUGGGAAAUCCUUCGCAAUUGCAGGCGAAACUUGCGAAAAGUUGCGAUCAAACCCAUACCAGAGUAUCUUACUGGAGCCAACUCUGAGGUCACAGAGAUGCGGCAGCUUUACUACGACAUAAUCAACACAUCCACCUUAUCAUGGGAAACACAAAAGGAGCUCAGCAAUCUUCGAGAAGCCGUCCGUACCGAAGCCACACGCAUCUUCGAGUACGCAGCCGAGGAGGCACCGGAAGAAACGGGUGAAGGCGCCGAGCUGCUUAAUCAAUUCGAGGCACAUGUGGUGGGCUCUUUGAUUACCCUAGCCACCUUUGGCUACAGAGCUUACAAAAUGUUGGGCUCAACAGCAUACGCGCAGUUUGAGGGUAUGCUGGAGUUGUUGAUGUGGUGCUGCACUCAGAUCUUCAAUUACGCGCAGACUUCCUAUUUGAUGGGAACGCAGGCCAGGUCGAAGGCCAUUCUUCUGCCCCUGAGGCGCAUCACCAAGGCUCUUGGGAUGGGUAGUAGUUUAGGUGCAAGCGGAGCCUCGAGCAGGGUGUCAAGCAGUAUCCGUCCAACGGUAGCCACUCAGGGUGAUAUGUCUUUUACCCAAGACGACAGUAUCUUCACGCAAUGGACGCAAGUGGCAGACUAUGAUAUACCCCCAUCACAGCGCCCAUGGUCUCAGGAUGAAGAGAAUGCCCUCCGUGAUGGGGUACGGCGAUUCUCUGAAUAUGGUGAUCCUAUCCCAUUGGUCAUGAGUCAUUAUGGACAUCGUUUGCGACGGCGAACGUGUCGGGAUCUCAAAGCCAAAUUGGACGGGCUGGGCCCGUUCGUUGAUGAUUUCUAG
This is a messenger RNA of Penicillium cataractarum, 1770 nucleotides long. RefSeq lists its product as uncharacterized. Lineage: Eukaryota; Fungi; Ascomycota; Eurotiomycetes; Eurotiales; Aspergillaceae. The record is from RefSeq and is a predicted model, not a curated record. The coding region runs from base 1 to 1770 and encodes 589 amino acids. The transcript is spliced from 2 exons.